This is a messenger RNA of Loa loa (African eye worm), 1697 nucleotides long. RefSeq lists its product as hypothetical. The record is from RefSeq and is a predicted model, not a curated record. The transcript has 4 exons. Lineage: Eukaryota; Metazoa; Nematoda; Chromadorea; Rhabditida; Onchocercidae. The coding region runs from base 187 to 1581 and encodes 464 amino acids.
GUCAGAAUCAUACGAGAAAAACUUAUCGAAGGGUGGAUUACGGCUAUUGAACAAGCUUUUACUAUCUCAUCGUCGCGAGAUUCAGGGUUUUCAGAGGGGAGUUUGUCCGAAGCUCUGAAUGGCAGUGGUGCCAUCUGUGUCGCAGCAAAGAUCGGAGUGACAGGUUAUCCUGUGUUCUACUAAAAGAUGAAUGCUAUUGAGAAGUUGGAUAAAAUUUUACGACGCCUAAGCAGCAAGAGCCGUCGUACUACUACGAAACGUGUAAAUUGUCAUCGAGAAGUUUCCAGUUCGGGUAGUGAUGAAGAUAAUUUAGUAGAGCAACAAACGGAUACCUCAAAAAACGACCGCAAAGGUAGCAGUAAUCGUCGGACACAUUUGAAACCAAUAAUAUCAACCAUUCAAAGUAUCGCGACGACGACAACAGCAGUAACAAGGCAAUCCUCAGAAUAUAAUCCGCAGCAACAACAACAUCAACUACAGUACGACGAGCAGAAGCUCGAAGAGAAUAGACGUCCAAAGAUUGCGAAGACUCCUGAUGAUCAAAUGUUAGGUGAUAGAAACUGCGAGACUUUCAGAACGGCAAACUCCUCAAUCCACGAUAAAUCAUGUGAAUCCGAAGAUGCCGAUUACGUUUCCGAUUAUUCUACCUAUGGGGCGCAGCGAAGUAUAACACGAAAAUCCGUUUAUGAAUUGGAUAUGUCUAUGGAUGAAUCAUUACCGGAAUCAUGUGGACGUGAAAGUGGCUACUUGUCGGGAAUUGAUCUACGCUACAGCGUAUCAACUGCUGAAUCACCCGCUUUGUCACCUCUUGGAGCAGCUUUUUUUCGAGCCCAACCGUUGUUCCAGCGUACGCUAGGAACGAUCACACAGCAAUCUUUUGACAGUGAUGAGUUGCAAAAGAACGAAAAAGAUAGCCUGAAAGCGGUUGCCAUUCCAAGACAAAUUGACACUAUAAGAGAUUUGAAGCUUGAGGAUGAGGAAGCCAAGAUACCGGAUUAUGUAACUACUGAAAAGCUACUCCGAGAUAGCAUUGCGGAAACAAAGUACAUAACAACUAUUUUCGAGCUUUCAUCGGGUGGUAUUGUUGGUCUGAUUGAUGAUGUCCUCAACGAAUUUCGUUUAUGGUUUCAUGAAGAGAUUGGCUUCCUAGGAAUUGCAUGUGAGGUGCAAUGGUCCGUACCGGAGAAACACCGUCAUCUUAUCUUCGAAAAAAGAAUGAAGGAAGCUCUUCAUCAUUCACUUCGGCAAAACAAUCGCCGUGUAUUAAACAUGAAGAGUAGAACUGGUAACUAUCAUUUGCCGUUAACGAUGAUAUCAACUGUAACAGAGGAAAAUUGUGCACGUCAUUGUCAGUUAAAUUGCUUUCAAGGCGUGUAUCGUCGUUUCUACACGUCAUUGUUGCCGUAUCAGCAUACAGACGCAGGUGUAUGGCAUAGACCGUACUGGAAUUUGCGUGAUAUCAAUCGACCAAAUGCACAAAAACCAAAUCCGGAGCAGUUCAUUUUUGGACGUGAUGCGACCAAACUUGAUGUUGGCAGUUUGGUUGCUAUCAAUGUUGUUGCACUGAAAAUUGUACUAUAAAUAAUGCUAAACAAGAAAAUUUUUUCCUUUCUUUUCAAAUAAUAUCAUUUUUUUUUCCGGAGCAUCUACCAUAAUUAGUUGCGACAGCUGGAAAAAUGUUCGAUUUUCAAAUUGCA